AUGGGAUCUCUAUGCAGCAAGCACGAUAGGGACGACAACGAGCUGGCGCCGCGCCCGGCGCGGGCCGUGAGUGCGGCGGAUGUGGCCGCUCAGACUACGGAGAUGUUGGAGAGGAGGGCUACGCAAAGGGUUUCUGAGACCGUCGCAGUGACGGUAUCCACGACUCCGAAGGUCGUUCGCAUUGAUCCUCCACCUAGUGUGGUUCCAGUUGAUGCUCCGCCCAAUGCGGCUCCUGCUGUGGCUCCCGAGUUGCCAUCGCAACCACAACCUACAGCUCGGGGAACCAUCAGGAUGUCACGUCUUCAAGCCGACGUCAUUUCAGAUGGACUCAUGGCAGGGUCAGUUGACUUCACCAACGUGUCCAACACUGUUGGCACUCGCCAGGUCAUAGUCGACGAGCCAACCAACGACGUUGGGACAACACGCCGGGCUACAACCCGAAGGAGUCAUGCCGAGGUUUCACGCUCGCCAACCUCGUCGCGGACCAGUCAUCCCAUGUUUGGACCGAGACCAGAGCCUUGGAAGUCGACAGAAACUAAGCAAGAGGGAACCGGUGGCAGUUCUGCGCCUGCACCUACACCUACGACUCCAGCAUCAACAUCGAAGACAGAAAGCCAAGCAAGACCGGAUUCCUUUUCACGGCCCUAUCAAGAGCUACCAUCAUCGCCGGUUGAGUCAUCUCCUUGGGAGAAGAAGCGAUACGUUUCUUCCUCACUAGGAUGGGAUGAAGCAGUAGGCAAUUUCCACUCAGGAAAUGCGCCGUCGAGAAAUGCAUCGUCAAGAAAUGUUCCAUCAGGAAAUACUCCAUCGAGGAAUCCUUCGUCGGUCAAUACUCCGCGUGUCAAGGCAAACAGCACUCGAUCCCGCCAACCCGUACUCUGGAGCAAUGUGCUUUCGGGUCAUGAGGAUACUGUCUUCUCGGUGGCCUUCUCUGCCGAUGGGAAUCAGCUCGUUUCGGGGUCUGAGGAUAAGAGUAUUCGCAUCUGGGACUUGUCAACAAAGAGUGUCCAGAAGACCAUUAAACUACACUUUGGUACUGUUCGAAGUGUUGCAGUAUCUGCAAAGGACAACACGUUGGCUUCGGGCUCGUUGGAUCAAACGAUUCGGUUGUGGGAGCUGGCUUCGCCCACUUCUCCCUCCAAGACGUUCCUGGCACAUGCGAAUGUCACGUCGGUGGCCAUCUCGAUAGAUGGUCGUUACCUAGCAUCGGGUGCGCAUGACAAUCUCGUCCGGGUGUGGGAUCUCGAGGGUGGUGACCUGAGUCUGGAGCUAUCAGGCCAUGACUCUUCAAUCGCAUCCGUGGCCCUAUCACCUGAUGGUCGAUACCUGGCCUCGGGGUCUCUUGACAUGACAAUACGUCUCUGGGAUCUGAAGGGAAACCUUGUCGAAACUCUCGACGACCACAUCGGCUGUGUUCACGCUGUAGCUUUCUCCCCUAAUAACUCACGCCUUGCAUCCGGCUCAUCCGACAAGACAGUCAUCCUCUGGGACACGAGACCUGGCAAACAGGUCAAGAAACAUCUCUGCCUGCGCGGGCACACAGACUUUGUGUGGUCUGUCGCCUUUACCCACGACGGUGAGCGUUUGGCAUCUGGGUCUGCGGACAAGACCAUCAUGAUAUGGCAUGUAGGGACUGGCCAGAAGAUACAUGUUCUUCGGGGCCACGAAGAUGCCGUCUUUUCUGUGGCUUUCUCACCGUCUGCGUAUCGCCUUGCGUCAGCUUCUAAAGAUAAGAAUGUGCGUGUAUGGGAGGCGGAGGAAGACUGA
This is a messenger RNA of Fusarium keratoplasticum, 1767 nucleotides long. RefSeq lists its product as uncharacterized. Gene Ontology annotation, molecular function: protein binding. The transcript has a single exon. Lineage: Eukaryota; Fungi; Ascomycota; Sordariomycetes; Hypocreales; Nectriaceae. Bases 1 to 1767 code for a protein of 588 amino acids. The record is from RefSeq and is a predicted model, not a curated record.